Messenger RNA from Phytophthora nicotianae INRA-310, 1971 nucleotides. RefSeq lists its product as hypothetical. The record is from RefSeq and is a predicted model, not a curated record. Gene Ontology annotation, molecular function: protein binding. Gene Ontology annotation, biological process: cilium assembly. The transcript has a single exon. Bases 1 to 1971 code for a protein of 656 amino acids. NCBI's taxonomy places the organism in Eukaryota, Oomycota, Peronosporomycetes, Peronosporales, Peronosporaceae.
AUGCAGUAUGACCAUGGCAACAGCGCCCGUGGUCACGAAGGUGUUUUUGUCAUGAACAGCAAGCCCAAUUCAAGAGGCAUCGCUGCAACCAUAAGUGAGCCGCACCAACUCAUCAACAACCAGUCCCACGUUGCCACCGCCAUGGAAUUAGAGCACACCAUCGGCUUCUCAGCGGUACCAAAUGCUAUCCACUACCAUCCGUCAAGUCGAGAUUACGUGUAUCCUGCCGGUGGAUCGGUGUUGUUGACAUCCUUUCAAGACGCACAUAGCCAACUUUUCCUUCGUGGACAUGGCGAUAAUGUAUCGUGCAUCGCGAUGUCCCCUUCAGGACGAAUUCUAGCUUCGGGUGAGCGUGGCAGGCGAGCAGACAUCCUCGUUUGGGACUAUUCGGCUAGAAGACUCGUCUUCAGACUGUCAGAGCACGACGGAGGUGUCGCUGCUCUUGCAUUCUCGCACGAUGAGCGACUGCUGUGCUCUGUGGGGAUACCAGAAGACGGGCCACGGCUGUACGUUUGGGACGUCCUGACUGGUAACAUCUGCGCUACGCACCAAAAGAUGUCAAACAUCGUCUCUGCUGCGGCAUUCGGAGGUAUGGCGCGCGACGUAAAGCGCCGUGAUACUGCCAACUACCAAUUCGCUACGGUGGGACAUCGCUUACUGCAGCUCUGGGUCCUCAAUCCAGUCACAGGAGAGCUCACGCAGCACAAGAUCGAGCAGACACUCGUUCGAGAUUACACUUGUGUGCAGUUCUCGCCUGACCGCGAGACUCUGGUGGCUGGAAGCUCUAGCGGCGAUUUUUGUGUUGUCGCAGUGAAGACUCGACAGCUAAUCAAGGUGAUUCCAGCUUGUUCCUGCGGUGUCAAUUCCAUUGUGUACUUCGACGGUGGAGUGCUCGUGGGCGGUGGAGACGGUAGUGUUCUGCACUAUGGCCACGACUUCGUUGAUACCUGCCACGUCGCACUUGACAGCGGUGUCGUCGGCUUGUCCCUCAACACAGCUCAGAACGAAGCUGUAGUUGGUACUCAAGCUGGAAGUAUCUUUUCGAUUCGACUUGCAUUUGGCACGUCGCAACGCAGCCUGCAGCCUAAAUUACUGUCCGAAAACCACUCGAGCGCAGUCGUGCAGAUAGCGUACGCCCCGGACGUGUCCGACCGCUUCGCUACGAUCUCUCGAGACUGCACCAUUCGCAUCUGGGACGCCUCGGACUACACUGUCGCUACGCGCUGCUUCGUCGGUGAUGCUGACGCUCCGACAUCCCUCCAUUAUUCGCUGGACGUGCUCAUUUCAGGCUGGACUGACGGGUGUAUUCGAUCCCAUAGCAGCGAUUCUGGGGAGUUUGCCUGGUCCAUCGAUAACGCUCACACCGGUGGGGUCACUGCACUUGUGUUAAGCCACAAUCAGCGCUUCAUAGUGUCUGCUGGAGUAGGAGGUGAAGUGCGUGUGUGGGAUAUCCGCAGGCGUGACCUGGUUUCACACCUCAAGGAGCACUCCAUGGCAGUCACGAGUCUGGCCUUAUAUCGCGAUGACCUGCAUGUAAUUUCUUGCAGUCGAGAUCGCAGUCUGCUCUGCUGGGAUCUUCGCAAUGAGCGCAGGAUUUCAAGUCACAUCCAGCGCAUGGGCGGCAUCAAUACAGUAGCGCUGUCUGCAGACCAGCGUCUUGUUCUGAGUGCUGGUCAGGAGAAACGUAUAUCGUACUGGGACCUGCGCAUUGACACACCAGUAACAGUGAUCCAGAAGGCCCACGACGAAGAAGCCACCUGUAUCGCUGUGGCCCAUAACCUGGAGGUCUUCGCUACUGGCGGUAACGAUCGACUGGUGAAACUAUGGGACUUUAACACCAACCAAUUGAUCAUGGACGGUGUUGGUCACUCUGGAAAUGUUCGCGGUCUAGCCUUCAGUCCGGAUGACCGGCAACUCGUCUCUGUCGGUGAUGACGGCUGCGUGUUCGUCUGGAACCUGUACACAGAGUAG